Messenger RNA from Parastagonospora nodorum SN15, 1611 nucleotides. RefSeq lists its product as hypothetical. The record is from RefSeq and is a predicted model, not a curated record. Lineage: Eukaryota; Fungi; Ascomycota; Dothideomycetes; Pleosporales; Phaeosphaeriaceae. The transcript is spliced from 5 exons. Gene Ontology annotation, cellular component: membrane. Gene Ontology annotation, biological process: transmembrane transport. Bases 1 to 1611 code for a protein of 536 amino acids.
AUGUCAUUUGCGCUGCUUGGGACUCUUGCCUGGGGUGUCAUGCAGUGCAUUGCGGAAAUGCUUUGCAUCUGGCCGAUCUCUGGAGCUCUGAGCGCUUAUGUCACCGAGUUUGUCGAUGUUGAACUAGGUAUAGCAGUCGGCGUCGCAUAUUGGUUCACGUACGCGAUUUCAUUCGCAGCUCUUGUCGCUGCAACUGCAGGCAUCGCAGACUUCUGGGACACGCCUAAGGGUAUACAAGGAGGUGUUUUGUUCUUCCUCGUUCCCGCUGUCCUGGUAGUUAUCAAUGCUUUCGGCAUCGAGUUGUACGGUCUGAUAGAGGUCAUCGCCGGCUCCCUCAAACUCUCCUUCCUGGCUGUCAUCAUCAUCGUCAUGAUCGCGAUCAACCAAGGCGCUGGACCAGGAUCAAAGAUCGGCACGUCAAAAUAUCCCGAUACUGUUCUCGUACGGGACGAGGACGUCACCAACAGCUGGGCCCAGGCAUUGUUCAUGAGUCUCUCUAUCGCCGCUUUCGCCUUCGUUGGUGUUGAGACCACCGCUGCUUCUGCGCUAGAAGCUCGUGUCACAGAGGAACGAAGCCCAACUCAAUCGCGAGCCAUCGGAAAAACAGUCAAGUUCUCCGCUGUCUACAUCUCCUUCCUCGCGGGGAUCAUGUAUGUGGUUGCCGGCGUACUCGUGACGUUGAACAUCAAUUGGGAAGAUCCUAAACUUCCACGCAUGAGUUGGGUCAGGCCCAAGUCUUCGGACGGCGGCCCCGAAACAAUUGGGACAACGAGUUCUGCCUUUGUGCUCGUAGCCGAAGCCAGUCGCAUUCCUGGGCUAGCUGGCACUUUGAACGUUUUUCUGAUGUUCACGGCAUUAUCAUGCGCCAACACGAAUCUGUAUGUCGCCUCACGCACACUAUUUAGUCUGACGAGAGGUCUGGACGGAGGCCGUGGGCGCCCCUGGUAUACGCGGAUCCUCGCGUACUUUGGCAAAACAAACAACCGCAAAGUACCGCUGCGAGCUCUCGUGGCGUCAUGCAUCUUCGCAUGGAUUCCCUUCCUCUACCUUGCAAGCGCCCAUGGACCGGACACAAGUAUCGGUACUAUUCUCGACGUGCUUUCCGAGAUGGGAUCGGUCGGUGUGAUCAUCGUAUGGGCAUGCGAGUGUUGGGCAUACAUCCGAUUUUACGACUGGUAUAUUCGCACCGUAUAUGAUGAUAUGCCCAUCGAGAACAACCGCGAGGUACUCGAAAACGUCCCACUGAUUCGACGCUGGAAUCGCGGCACAAAUACCGUACCCGACGAUUUUCCUUAUCGCAGUCACGGCCAGCCCAUCACAGCUUACGCAUCGCUUUUCGCCUGUCUUUUCAUUCUUGUCGUCGCGAACGGAGCAGGCUUGUGGAAAGAAUUUCACAUCCAACCCUUCUUGUCCGCUUAUCUUGCUCCCAUAUGUUUCAUCGUGCUCUGGAUCUCUUUGAAAGUCUUGCGCAAAGGCCAAUGGCAUCUAGUUGAUCUGAACGGCGAAGAGUUGGUGCAGAAGAUGCGCAGACUGCAUGAGAUUCGAUGGCGGAGCGCGGAGAAUUCGGAUGGAGGGAAGAGGGGAGUGAAGAAUCUUUGGGGAAUUUUGUAG